Ectocarpus sp. CCAP 1310/34 is the source of this 1316-nucleotide messenger RNA. NCBI's taxonomy places the organism in Eukaryota, Phaeophyceae, Ectocarpales, Ectocarpaceae. The record is from the annotation of a GenBank genome assembly.
AGCAGCGAUCAUCCGCAGCAGGCACAAUUAACGGCUCCAACAACAUUAGGCAUUGCCAAGGGUGGUUGUUUCUGCGGUGUUUGUUCCUGAGACGAAGCCGAAGUUCUUGUGACACGGCAAUAGGAGAAAGUUUCUUCUUGACAACAAAGGUCUGGGUGCAGCAGUGCAUAGACUAUACAGCAGCAGCAGCAGUGUCCCAACAUAGCACGUGCUGGAGAUGGACAUCGCGGAGGAGAGAGUGGCCGGCAGCAACGCGGUGGUGGGCGUGAAGGCCACCUUCAGGGUUCAAGGGAAGACCGUACACCAGUUCGACUCUUUCGGGAAAAAGGAUUCGACGGCGGCUGCUGCUGUUGCUGCUGCUGCUGCUGCUGCUGCUGCUGCUGCAGUUGUUGGGGAGGAGGGUCCCAUGGAAGGCACGGACAAGUAUAACUACCGGUAUACCGGGCGACACGACCAUGGCACUCUCCCGGCGCUCAAGACCGGCGGCUCGCACGGGGAGCUCGUCAAAGCCAUCCACGACGCAAAGGCCGAUAGCGAUGCCUUCCUGACGGAAUUGCUAAACAAGGAGGCGAGCGCUAGAGAUAGCAAUCGCACCGAGGCCGAGCCGGGGGGUGCUGGUCUAGGCGGGAAGCCGCGCGCCACGACUGGCGAAGCGAUGGAGCUGGAGCCGUGUGGAGCCGGAGGGGGGCCUGAGGCGUCUCCGCAAGGGGGCGCGCUGCCGCCGACACCACCUGAAGCACAACUGGCGAAGCGACCAAGACCAUGACGUCACAUCUACGUCGCCUGGGAUGGAUUCACAACUCUGUUUCGAGGGGGCCAGAAAUUGAAUCUGGGACGACCCAUGCGCUCUGUGCUUCUUGACAGGCAGAGCAAUGCGUUACCAAGAUUGGCUGGGAAGCUAGCAUAUUUUGCCUCAAUGUUGUUGCGUGUCGAAAGCCUAGACGUGUGCCAGCUAGCGGCUCGUUGGCGCGAGCUACUUUAGUCAUGGGGUACUGCGGGCCUCGGUGUUUGGCAUUAACACGGGGGCGAAAUAACGAACGGAGGCAGAGUUUGGUGAAACGGGUUGCCGACGGAUGCGAGGUUGGACCUUACAGUAGAGCCUACCCACCUACGACAACGCAAGAACUCGUUUUUGCGUGUUGUGUUCGUAAAAAUACGCUGCUGUUGCACACGCCGCGCGACGGGAGUUUUUAGCCCAACUGAUCCAUAGGUUGCACGCUGCUAAACGGGUAGAGAGCGUAAGAAGGACAGCUGCACCGUUCGACGUAGACACACAUUCUUCCUCUCAUUCUGCAGCUGAUACGCCUAACCUGGAC